AUGAAAUCCUCAACAGGAUCAGACGCGUUUGCAUUGUUGGCCCUUGCAUUCAUCUCUAUAUUUGUCCUCCUGCUCCUCCGCCAUUUCCUGCCUCUCCGAACAACGCCGGCCUACCUCAUCCUUCCCAUCUUCCUAUCUCUCGCCCUCCCAAUCAGCAUCAUACUCCUUGUCCCCAUAGACCUCGCAUCGAGCUCCAGACCAGAUGAAGAGGCAUUGAGGGGAAUAUGGUUGCCCGAAGGUGUCAUGCUUGUGGCAUGGCGAAUGACCUAUUGGCUGACCUUUGCUCUUACUUGGGUCAUCCUGCCACUCCUCGGUGAAUAUACAGACUCCGGGUACCGUACUCCAAAGGACCGCAUCUUCUACUCUCUCAGAUCCAAUGCGCGAUAUCAGCUCAUCGUCAUAGCCUGCGCAGCAGCAGCAGGUAUAUACGUCUUUCUACAGAAUGGGUUCGCAGGAGGCUCGGUCAAGUCAUUGGUCAUGGCCUUGGCCUACUGCUGGGGCUUGAUCAUGGCAAUAUACUUGAUGGGUCACGGCUUGGUCGCUGUACCCCGGAGACUGUUCCGCAAUGCAAAUGUCGCGGGGAGGUUGAAAAGAAUACAAAGCCAUGCCCCCAAGGUCAAUGAUCGCUUAUCGGAUGCAACAACAGAACUCGAAGAAUUGGAGGCUCAGCUCACCCAGCUCCGGAAACGAAAGAAUGCUGUUUCGAGAGACCAUGAGGAAUGGAUUGAAGAUAUAUCCGAUGCUUCGAGUUUGCCCAAUUCCCGUAUCGCAAGCACUGCAGCCCGUGUGCCCGCACCCGCCCUACCUGCAGUAAUUACUGACCGCUAUCUUGCUGAGCUAACCAGGAAGUUAACUCGUGCUCGUCAUAAACGUGCUCGCUUUGUAGAGGCUUGGGACCGCCUUAUACAGGAAGCAGUGGAUACUCAGGCAAUCGUUGACGCCGGUGCCUCGAGAAAAUUAGACUUCGGAAAAGCCUCACCACAUUCCUCAUGGUCAGAGCGUUUGAACUUCUUGACGCCGUACACCCGCUACUUGCUCUACUCGCAAGUGGUACCUGCCGUCAGGAUCGCCCAUGGAGCCGUCUUUUCGCUGGCUUCCGUGUGCAUUGUUUGGUCCGAGCUGGUCAAAUACGUGGCUCCAAAGCUCUCAAUCAUCAGUCUCACCAUACUUUCGCAUAGCAAAGCGCACGCAAAUGAAGUUGGCUUUGGAGGUCAGGUCAUUGCUUCGCUAUGGCUACUCUAUAUGUCCAUGGCCACACUCGCAAGCUUUGACGAUGUGAAGAUCUGGGGCAACCGCGCCCUCGUACGGAGAAACACGUACGGAGAAAGCGCUACAUGGUAUUCCGGGCAGAUAGCGAAGCUCACGGUACCGCUAGCUUACAACUUCUUGACCUUCUUUCCACGAGAUGUUCACCGAGAGACCAUCUUCUAUCACUUUCUAGGUCGAUUGAUCAACCUUACGCCUCUUGGGGCCGGGUUCGACUACUUCUUCCCGAUUUUCAUCUUAGUACCCGUUUGUGCCACGCUAUUCAAUCUCUAUGGCCGCGUGAAGAACGUCCUUGGCUUUGGCAUACUCGGGGAUGACGACGAGGGAAACCCAUCUGCAUUUGGCACCGGCGGAUGGAGAGAGGGCAAAGAACUCAUCGAUCGAGAAUUAGAGGGCGCCUCGCGACUUGGUCUAUCAGGCCACUUGGACGGCCCUUCCUCGCCAUUACCUUCUGGGACACAGAGCCCAAUAAGGGCAGGGCCUCAACCAAAUCAUGCUCUCACAAGUCAAAGCGCUCGGCCCAGCGUUCCCAGACAAUCGACCUUUCAACAGCGGCAAGCUCAAAGGCUCGCAGAUGCAACGGCAGCCGCAGAAGAAGAGGAUGAGAAUGUAUUCCAAGGUUUCGCCCACCGAGUGAAGAAUACCAUCGACAGCGUCGAAAGACCUGACUGGCUGAGCGACCUGGGUAAACGGCCAAAGUGGAUGGGAAGAGCAGAUGGGAGUACCGAAGGAAGUGGGAGAGCUGAUUCCGGUAGGGGCAUGGGGAGAUGGUUUGGCGGAAGGCCUGCUGAUGGCCGAGUGCGGCUUUGA
Molecule: messenger RNA, 2076 nt
Organism: Letharia columbiana
Lineage: Eukaryota; Fungi; Ascomycota; Lecanoromycetes; Lecanorales; Parmeliaceae
Exons: 3
Coding region: 1-2076 (691 amino acids)
Cellular component (GO): membrane
Source: RefSeq, a predicted model, not a curated record